Molecule: messenger RNA, 1845 nt
Organism: Gilbertella persicaria
Lineage: Eukaryota; Fungi; Mucoromycota; Mucoromycetes; Mucorales; Choanephoraceae
Product: major facilitator superfamily domain-containing protein
Exons: 4
Coding region: 119-1723 (534 amino acids)
Biological process (GO): transmembrane transport
Molecular function (GO): transmembrane transporter activity
Source: RefSeq, a predicted model, not a curated record
CAUGAUCACUUUUUGUGCUACUCUAAGACAUGUACGCACACACACACACAAAAACUAUAAAAGAUCUGAUUAGUUUAAAAUUUUUCUCUUUCUUUACUAUUCUUUCUCUAACACUACCAUGUCUGCUCCGAAUGAAAAAGUAGCUGUCAUGGAUGAUGUUCAUUCUGACAAAUACACUUCUAGUGAAAAGGCUUUAGAUGAAAAUCACAAUAUUGAUAGCAGCAAUGCUAGUGAGCAUACACCUUUAUCAGAACAAGAAGCGGGUGAUGCUGCCUUGGCUAAUGCACCAUGGCAAUAUAAGCUCCUUGCUCUCAUUACUGCUUUGCUAUUUCCUUUGGGCGCUCACUUUUCACAAAGUGCUCUCAGUGCUAUGAAAGCCCAGAUUAAAUCGAAUUUGGUUAUUAACAAUACACAAUAUGGUGUUCUUUCUUCCUCGGUUUCAAUUAUCAACACCAUCUUCCCUAUUGCUGGUGGUAUCUUUGUUGAUAUGUUUGGCUCCAUUUGGGGUACACUCGGUAUCAAUUUGGUUGUAAUUAUUGGUAGCUUGUUGACAGCUAUUGCAGCAAAAUAUCAUUCUUUUGGUUUAAUGGUCGCUGGUCGUGUCAUUUUUGGUAUUGGCUCUGGUCUCAUUGUGACAAUGCAAGAAUCUAUUUUGUCUAAAUGGUUCAGAACCCAAAAUCUUUCAAUUGCUAUUGGUCUCCAGCUCUCUAUCAGUCGUCUUGCUACAUUUUUGGGUACCUUGGUCGCUAACCCUAUUGCAGUAUCAACAGGUGACUGGGUAUGGGCAUUUUGGCUUUCUUUUAUCAUUUGUUGUUUCUCUAUCAUAAUGAACUUGAUAUACGCCGUUAUUGUAAGACACUUGCGUCGUAAAGCUAUUGCCGAAAACCAUUCAAAGAACGCUGCUGCUGGUAUUGGUGGAUUGAUGACCAAGGAAGAAGUCAAGAACUUGAAGCGUCGCAAAGCUUUCCACUGGAGAAGUGUGUUCAAGUUCCCUAUUUACUUUUGGCAUAUUCUUUUGAUUGAAUUUAUCUUUGCUGCUGUCUGGUCAUCUUUCCAAACCAUCAGUACUGAAUUCAUUGAGCUUCAUUUUGGUAGUACCAAAGUUUUAGCUGGUUACACUGCAAGUGCAUCUCAAUCUGUUCCUAUUGUGGCGACCCCUAUUUUAGGUAUCAUCAUGGACCUGUUUGGUCUUCGUAUUUCUAUUUUAGUUAUCUCUGCCAUCUUCUUGAUCCUCAGUUCUUGCUUGCUUGCCUGGACUUAUGUCAACGCUACUGUAGGCAUGGUCUUUUACAGUAUCUCUCUUGCUUUCGGUCCUAUUGGUAUGAUUACUUCAAUUGGUAUGAUCUUGCCUUCUGAUUACAUCGGUACUGGUCUUGGUAUGUACAAGGCUUCCAACAAUAUUGGUACUACAAUCCUUGAUAUCAUUGUGGGUGUUGUUCAAGACAAAUCAGCUAACCAAAGCUAUAAUGGUGUCAUGAUCUUGUUCUUGGUACUUUCUUGUAUUGGUUUACUCUUGAUUUGCGCCUUACGUUCUAAGCGUUUGUUACGCAUGAAAGAAAAGAACGAUCACGAGGUUAAUUUGAACAAGCAAGGUUUAGAUUCCUACAGUGAUACACCGGUCAAGCGUCAAAACUAUCUUUUCCUUGGCAUUUUCAUCGUCUGCUUACUUGUUGCUUGGGUUCUUUUCUUUGUCUAUUCUGCCACUGGUAGAAUCAGUGCUUAAACACUGUCUCUUUUAAAAAAAACAUUAUUCAUUAUGUUGCAUUAUUCUCAAUCUUACUGUAAUAAUACCCCAACUCUUCUCAAAAAAUAUACGUAUAUCCCAAUUCUUGGCUAAUAAAAACC